AUUUGGGUCCGAGUCUUACUGGGGACACUAGCCAACCGUUUCUUCUUAAUCAGAAUGCUGAGUAGAGCUCUAUGCACUCUAAAGGAGCAUAGAAAGAACAAACUAUGGCCAAGCUGGAGAAGAAGAAGAAGCAAGCUAUGUUCAGCUCACAGACCCCUCUCUCAAAGUCUGGACCUUUAGGCGCCAUAAGGGUUGCUGCUUAUUGUUUCAAAAGGCUCAAAAAACCUCUAAUCCAAGAAACUGAUGUCUCCUCUUCUGUUGAUUGGAUUUUGCAAGACGAAUUGCAAGUUGUUACAUAUAGGGUGUUGGGGUACCUUCUUCUUGGUAUUGUUAGAAUAUAUUCAAAGAAAGUUGAGUACUUGUUUGAUGACUGCCAAGAGGUGCUUAUCAGAAUCAAUGACUUCGUGGUUCGAACAAAAAAAUGCACGCCUGAGAACGUGCAGCGCACACCUUGUUUCUCAAUUACACUACCAGAGAGCUUUGCACUUGAUGCUUUUAAUAUUGAGAUCCUUGAUGAUACUGUUGGAGGUAACGUGCUGCCCCAAGAAAAGAUAACACUUAAAGAUAGCUUAUUGGAGAAUGCUGGCAUCAGGCAAUAUGCUUUAGACAUGCAUCUUUCUGAGGAAACUGCUAGAAGCCAUAACUCCUAUGUUGCUGAGUACACUCCAGCAGAAGAUGUUUUAUCAUCUUUCCGGAUGAAUGUGCAUUUAAGAAAAUCUCGUAUUAUAGAUAACUUCACUACAAGCAUGGAGAAACUUCAAGAAAAUAGGUUUUCUCAGGAAGAAUGCAUGGACUUCGAAAUGUUUUAUGCAGCUGAAGAAGAAUCUCGAAAUGCAGUUAAAUUAAUUGAGGAAGAUCAUCGGGAGGAGAUAAUUGACCUUGGAACAUCACCAUCCAAGGAUGCAAUGCAUGGAAAAGCAAGCUCAGAAAAACUUGAGGGCUUUGGAGAAGAUGAUGUGAACCUUGUGAGAUUUUGUGAGAUUGGAGAGUAUGCUGUUAACAUUGCAUUAUCAUAUCAAGAUGGAGAGCUUGGAGAAACAAGCAUAGAAAAGCUUCUGGACUUUGGAGAAAAUGAUGUGAAUUUUGGGAGGUCUAGUGGGAUUGAGAGAGAUUAUGAGGUCACCAUUGCAUCUUUAUCUCAGGAUGCAGUGCAUGGAGAAACAAGUACAGAAAAGCUUCAGGAUUUUGGAGAAAAUGCUGUUAGAUCUUGUGGGGCUGAGGGAGAUUAUGGUGUGAACAUUGCAUCAUCAUUUCAGGAUGCAAUGCAUGGAGAAACAAGCACAGAAAAGCUUAUUUUCGAAGAAAAUGUGAAUCUUGUGAGAACUUAUGGGAUUGAGGGCAAUGGUGAUGUGAAUAUUGCAUCAACAUCUAAGGAUGCAAUGCGUGGAGGAAUAAGCACAGAAAAUCUUCACGAAUUUGAAGAAAAUGAUGUAGACCAUGUGAGAUUAUGCGGACUUGAGAGAGAUCAUGGUGAGAACGCUGCUUCAUCAUCUAAAGAUGCAAUGCAUGGAGAAGGAAGCACAGAAAAGCUAAUGGAAUCUGGAGAUAAUGGUGUGGUCCUUGUGAGGUCAGGCAGCAUAGAGGGAGAAUCUACUGAUCACGUUGCACAACAUGGUGAAGAUCUUCAAAUUGGUGGGCAGGGGGAAAUGGUUUCAGAAAGUGACCAGCCAGAAGGUGUAACAUGCCAGAUCAUUAGGCAAGCACCCAGUCCAAUCAAUUUAGAAGCUGAAAUGGAGAAACUUCGAAACAGUACUUACGCUCAAGUAGAAAGCAUGGACCUUGAUAUGUUCUCUGGAUCUAAUAAACCUCAAGAAUGUGAUGAAGCAUUUACUGAAGAGAAUCAUAAUGAUGAAGAGCAAACACUCACUGAGAUGCUAGAAAAAAUAAAAUCUCAAAGCAUAAGAGAAGGGAGUUCAACAGCUACAAAACUUAGUAGGACUCCGAAAAUAAAGGUUCCAGUGGACUCAGGUGCUUCUAUGCCACAGUUUACACUCAUUCCAACACCAGCUGCUAAAGAUCGUGCACGAAUUACGAGGAAAAGAAAAUGUGUCAUUGAUGAUACAAUGGUGCUCCCUAACGCGGUGCUUAAAAAAGGCAUAGUGGAUGCCAGUGACUUGGUUUCUAAAAGAAUAAAAGUUGCUCAUUCGGCCAUUUCUGUCUGGAAAGCUAAAUACUCUCAAAUUCUCCACCAUAAUUUCUUUGAGCCUUUACUGCCUUGUGUUUCAUCAGAACUGAGAUCCCUCUUUUCUGAAAAGAAACUGAAGAUUGUAGAUUAUGCUAAAUCUGUAGAACCUCGAAAAGAACUGAACAUUUCUGAGAUACCACCUUUUUAUUUAUCAAACCCAGAGCAAAUAGGCAUUGCUCCAGAAACACCUGUUCAGCGUGCUAGAUUAACAAAUUCAUUAAAAUGCCCAUUGAGCCCUGUAACUCCCAACGAUCACAGAAUAAGCCGUGAACCGUUGACAAAAUCAAUUGAGAGCCCAUUGAGCCCUGGAACUCCCAAAUAUGAUAGAGAGAGGUCUGAAGCAUUGGAAGAAGGACGCUUAGAACCAUUCCCUUUCGGGGAUCAAGAGCUACCGUGCCCUUUAGAGAAUCAAGAGCAACCGUGCCCUUUAGGGGAUCAAGAGCUACCACCACGCCCUUUGGGGGAUCGAGAGCUACCAUACCCUUCAGGGGAUCGAGAGCUACCACCAUGCCCUUUAGGGGAUCAAGAGCUACCACCAUGUCCUUUAGGGGAUCAAGAGCUACCAUGCCCUUCAGGGGAUCAAGAGCUACCACCAUGCCCUUUAGGGGAUCAAGAGCUACCACGCCCUUAUGGUGAUCAAGAGCUACCACCAUGCCCUUUAGGGGAUCAAGAGCUACCACGCCCUUUAGGUGAUCAAGAGCUACCACCAUGCCCUUUAGGGGAUCAAGAGCUACCAUGCCCUUCAGGGGAUCAAGAGCUACCACCAUGCCCUCUAGGGGAUGAAGAGCAUGAUCUCAAUCUGAUCGAUGAGGUGACAAAUUCAUGUGGAGACAAUAACAAUGAAUUGCAUGGAUGGUCCGGAAGAACAAGAACAGUGGCUGAGUACUUGCAUAGAAGUUUUCUAAAUCAACAGAAAGGCGGGAAGGAGGAGGUUGUUAACUUGUCACGUGUUGUGAAGGGAAGAACCAAGAAAGAAAGUGCCAGGUUCUUUUAUGAGAUACUGGUGCUUAACACUAAAGGGUAUGUGAAUGUCAAGCAAGAUGGUGCUUAUAGUGACAUUUUGGUCCGGAAACCCCAGACAUGGCCCAAACUUGUGGAGCAGAUUAUGUUCAAUAAAACCAACUGAAGUAGUCUUUAUUUAAACUACUCAGGAAUGAGUUUAGUUUUGUAGAAUGUAGUUUUCUUGUACAUAAAAUGCCAUUCUACUUGUAAAUAUAAUGUAGGUUUUUAUUUUAUUAUGCUGACCACAUUUUGUUGAGAAAACCCAGUAUUCCACCCCAAGUCUUACCUGGCAUAGUGAUCCAUUGGAAUAUAAAAACAUGCCUAAAUGGGAAAUUUUGUCCUUGGAUGAAAAAGUUAUCUUGAGUGUUGAACCUACUACUAAUAUAUUUAUUUUCAUUGUUUCCAACUUUUGGUGGUGGUGGUGGUGGUGGUCCUACAUUACAUCAUAGCAAAAUUUUAUUUUAAAAUGUAAAGACUUUAGACCAAUCAGAUAAGAGCAAGAUUAUUGGAAGAAUAUUCACAAGAUUUCCAGCCUGUCAAAUCAUUAAUGUUCAUUUUUUUCUGCUCACCAUAAGCUGCUGAGGACAUAGCUUCCUGUCCUCAUCUAUAAAGUAUCAACUAGUUUGGCCAAUGAGUUUGGAUUCCUAUAAUUUUUAUAUCUCUUAUGAGUCAACAAGGAAAAAGCUACAAUCCCAUUGGUGUAAUAUUUAAUAGAGAAGAAACAAGUUUGCUUAUGCCGUAAGAAGUUCAGGUAAAUUUUCUUCACAGAUGAAAUAAAUGGAGGUCUGAGAUCUCAUCUAUUCUGAAGUUCUUAUUCCACAGCUUCCCUUCCAGAGUCUGCUAAAUCAUUUAUAGGUUACAAAAUGAAAAUCCUGCAUACUCUUUGGAACAGUCCAGUUGGUCUCAAGACAACUCACUUUUGGGGCCCUUUUUUGAACUGGAGCAUUCCAAUUGCUGCAUUUGUAGACACAAAAAAACCACCAGAACUUAUAUCUGGGAACAUGACUGCAGUGCUGUGUGUAUAUUCAGCAAUGUUCAUGAGGUUUUCAUGGAUGGUACAACCAAGGAAUUACCAUCUUCUUGCAUGUCAUGUCUCCAAUGAGACUGUUCAGCUCUAUCAACUCUCUCGUUGGAUCAACUCUCAAACUCAACAAAAAAGCUUGGAGCAGAAGAAUGAGGAGGGUGCCAAACAAAUCUCACUGAUUAUUGAAGAAGAAUCAACCACAUGAAAGAAAGAAAGAAAUCUAUGUUUUGUACCAUAAUUAAACUUGUUAUGUGAUGACAAAAUAGUACUAAUUAAUAGUAGUUGAAGGGAAUUGUAGUUUCAAUGUUGAAUAUAAUUUGCCAAUUAUUAUCGUUGUCUUUUUGCAAAGAAUAUUAUAUAAAGGUCCUUGGCAAAUUAAUUUA
Molecule: messenger RNA, 4594 nt
Organism: Humulus lupulus (European hop)
Lineage: Eukaryota; Viridiplantae; Streptophyta; Magnoliopsida; Rosales; Cannabaceae
Product: sister chromatid cohesion 1 protein 2-like
Exons: 17
Coding region: 105-3311 (1068 amino acids)
Biological process (GO): mitotic sister chromatid cohesion; replication-born double-strand break repair via sister chromatid exchange; synaptonemal complex assembly
Cellular component (GO): cohesin complex; synaptonemal complex
Molecular function (GO): chromatin binding; protein binding
Source: RefSeq, a predicted model, not a curated record